Messenger RNA from Closterium sp. NIES-67, 4166 nucleotides. Lineage: Eukaryota; Viridiplantae; Streptophyta; Zygnematophyceae; Desmidiales; Closteriaceae. The record is from the annotation of a GenBank genome assembly.
AUAGCCAUCCAUCGCACGACCUAAUGCACCAGCGGUACUUCCACAGAAUCGGGGUCAUUAGCGUCUAUCCCCUGAGCUCGCGUAAGCACCUGGCCGGUUCCGCGAUGCACGAUUACUUUCGAGAUUUCCGGUGCUAAGUGCGACAAAAAAGGGGGGGGAAAGCAAUGGAAGCUACCGAAGCGCAUGGUAAUAGGGAGUUAGCAAACGGUCAGGAUGUACCCAUGGCUGACGGGAACGGUGCAGAUGCAAGUACGGCCGAGCUCGAGGAGGUGCGCGAGAUGAGGACUGGUCCCCGAAACGCUGGCGAAACUUAUCAUAGUAACACCAGCGAACCUGGUCCGUGUCGCGAAAUUGAUCCCAGUAACACUGACGAACCUGAUCCUAGUAGCGUCGACCAACCCGGUUCAAUCAGCAUAGGGGGAUUGACAACUACUGCCGAACGCGGCCGGACGGAGGUUGAGGUUGCAAGGGAAGGGGACGCGGCAGAAGCGGGGGAAGCAGGGAGAAGUGAGAGGGGAAGAGGGGAAGCAGAGGAGGUUGAUGUCGUAUCAGGAGAGAGAAACGGUGAUGACGGGCGGAAACCGCUGAGGGAAACCGGAGACGGGGGAGGCGUUGCGGAGAGGCAGGUGAAAAGCGCUCCCAGGAGAAGCGCCAGGGUGCAAGAUCAGCAGCCGCCGCAGCAGAAGCGGCAGAAGAAGCAGUUUGAAGGCGGCAGGGAGGGGGGUGUGAAGCGGGGCCUGCGGUCUGUGAUGGCGGGUCGGUUCCAGCACUACUCGGGCCUCAAGAGCAAGAGACGGCGGCGACUGGAACACAAAAGCUUCCAAGAGCUGACGGGAGAGGAGACACGGCGAGAGAAGGAUCUGGAGUCACAGCAGGUGGUGCGGGAGAAAGCAGAGGGACUAAGGGCUCUGAGAAAGCGAGAACAGCCCAAAAGAGCCGCGCAGACCAAGCAGCAGCAGCCACCGAAGCAGCAGCAGCAGCAGUUUAGACGGCAGGUGAAGAAGCAGAAGGCCAAGGGGAAGCAGGUAGAGCGCAAGGGGAGGAACAGCCGGGCAGGAAAGAGCAACAGGGAGGCGGAGAGGGCGGAGAAGGAGGAGGAGCACGAUGCGGAGGUGGCGCGGGCAGUGGGGUUUCCCCCGGAUAGUCUGAGGGAGGACGAGGUGGAGGCAGGGGUGGUGCGCAGUGGCAUGGGGGGGAGUGGGGAAGAGCACGUGUAUGUGCGCAUGAGGAACCGGAUUCUUGCUCUCUGGAGGCGGAAUGUGAAUGGAUGGAUUCACGAGGACAAGCUGCUAAGCACCACGCCUGCACAGAAUCGAGAAGCUGCAAGGGCAGCCUUCGCCUUCCUGCAUCUGCGCGGCUUCAUCAACUGGGGACUCUCCCGCACCGCCACUGCCGCCAUCCCUCCCCGCCCCUCCCUGCCGCACGUCAUUGUGCUCGGUGCCGGCCUCGCUGGCCUUGCUGCUGCGCGGCAGUUGCUGGCUCUGGGUCACCGAGUGACGGUCAUCGAGGCUCGCAACCGCCCCGGAGGUCGCAUGCACUCCAAGCUGCUCUCCUCGCCUCCAGGCCCCAACCAGGUGGCAGUGGCAGCAGAGCUGGGAGGCUCAAUAGUCACAGGCAUCCUCGGCAACCCUUUAGGCGUCUUGGCUCGCCAGCUCGCCAUCCCUCUGCACCGCAUUCGCGAUGCCUGCCCGCUCUACCGCCCAGACGGGCUGCCCGUGGACGAAAAAGCCGACCGUGUGGCAGAAGCCCGAUUCAACGUGAUGCUUGACUUAGCCUCUGAGAGGCGGGCGGAGAUGGAAGGGGUGGCGGAUCAAAUCUCCCUUGGGAAUACCAUGGAGUUCGUGCGAGGGCAGGCGGUGCAGGCUGUACCUGGGGAGGGUAGUGGCGGCGAGGCUCUGCAGAUCGCAUCAGGUGUGAUGAAGGAUGGUGAAGGGUGCAGCGUGGAGGUGAAGAGAGAGGUAAGAGAGCCAACAGGAGAGCCAGCAGCAGCAGGAGCAGCAGCAGAGGCAGCGGCACAACUAGAGGCAGUCCGAGAGACAGAGGAGGAGCAGCAGCUCGUGCAAUGGCACUACGCCAAUCUCGAAUUCGCCAACGCUGCACGAGUGGCCGACCUGUCACUGGCCUUCUGGGACCAGGACGACCCCCACGAGCUGCUGGGCCACCACUGCUUCGUGGCGGGCGGCAACGGGCAGAUCGUGGACGCGCUCGCUGAGGGGCUGCCGGUGGUGUAUAACUGCGCGGUGGAAAGGGUGGAUGGGGAGGAGGUGGAGUACGAGGGGGCGCAGGUGCUGUGCACGCUGCCGCUAGGAGUGCUGCAGAGGGGGUCGGUCUCUUUCCACCCGCCCCUGCCUCUCAGGAAGACCCGUGCCAUCCACAGGCUCGGCUUUGGGCUCUUGAAUAAGGUGGCCAUGCUCUUCCCCUACGUGUUCUGGGAUGCCACCAUCGACACCUUUGGCCGCCUCACCUCGCACCCCUCUCAGCGCGGCGAGUUCUUCCUCUUCUACUCCUACGCUGCUGUUUCGGGCGGCGCGCUGCUCAUGGCGCUCGUUGCAGGGGAGGCGGCGGAGACAUUUGAAGGGGAGAAGUCGGAUGCACUUAUGUGGCGGGUGCUGACCGUGCUCAAGAAAAUACACGAGCCUAAAGGCAUAGCAGUGCCACACCCCCUGCAGUGUGUGUGCACGCGGUGGCGCAGCGACCCCUACGCGGGGGGCUCAUACUCGUAUGUGCGUGUGGCGGCAUCGGGGGACGACUACGACACCCUGGCUGAGAGUGUGGAUGGCCGGCUGUUCUUUGCAGGGGAGGCCACCAGCCGCCACUACCCCGCCACCAUGCACGGAGCGUUCUUCAGUGGGCUGAGGGAAGCAGCCAAAGUCAACCAAGUUGCCACGGCUGCUGAAGCCACAAAGGCAGCAGAAGCAGCUAGCGCAACUCAAGCUGCAGCUGCUGCCAGCAGUGCACCCCCAGCACCCCCAGCAGUCCCAGCAAUCCCAGCAGCCCCAGCCAUGGGCAUGCAUGUGGCGGUGUCGCUGCUGGAUGCUCUCUUCUCUGACCCGGACCUGGAGUUCGGUGCCUUUGCGGUGCUCUUUGACCCCCGCGGCUGCCAGCCGGGGCGGGCUGCUGUGAUGCGGAUCACUCUGAAGAAGGAUGCAUUUGUGCCUCGUGUGUCUGCCCCUUCUCCUGCUACUGCUGCUGCUGACGGCGUUGCGGCGGCGGCGGCUUCUGCUCCAGCUGCUGCUGCUGCUGCUGCCGGCACUGCUGUCGCUGCUAAGGCUGUCGGUACCAGUGCUGGUGGCACUGCUGUUGCCUCAGCUAAGGGUUGUGCACGUCCUGGUGUUGCUCCUGGUGGUGCUGGUGCUGCUCCUGGUGCUGCAAGCGCUGCAGUUGCCAGUGCGGGUGCUGCAAGUGCAGAGGCUUCAGCAGCAGUCAGGGCAGCAGCAGAGAAGAGGGUGGCAGAGGCGGCGAGGGAAUGGGGCCCUGUGGUUAAGAGCCAAGUGGUGAAAAACGAGGAGAAUCAGGCCAAAUCUGAGCUGAAGCAGCAGCAGCAGCAGCAGCUGGUAGCACAGACGAAGGAGCAAGAAGCACAGCAGCAGAAGCAGAACCGACACAGUAUAGCCGACACAGCAUGGAGCCUCCCCCAGUUGACCCUGCACACGGUGGUCACCCGCCACCAGGCUCUGCUGCUGCGGGAGGUUCGGGGCAGUGAUGCGGCUCGGCUGGCGAUCCUGACCAGCAGGUUCGGGGUGAAGCUGGUGGGCAGGCGAGGCCUAGGCCAGCUGGGAGAGGAGGUGCUGGAGGCAGUGAGGGAUGCGAGGGCUGCUAGCAGAAGGACGGUUGGUGUUUAUUGAUCUGAUUUGGCAAUUUGGCUGGUUGGUGGCAUUGGCUCAUUGUUUUAUCGGGGUUGGGUCAGAUGGGGGAGGAGGUGCUGGAGGCAGUAAGGCAAGAGCUGCUAGCAGGACUGAUGGUGUUGUUUGAUCUUAGUGGAUAGGUCGGCUGGUGUGAGUUCGUAGAGCUUUGCAUGAUGCGUUGUGUUGUGUGUGCUUCUCCAAGCAUGCAAGGGUGUGGAAUAAGGGUAUGCUGUUAGUCAGUGCUCAACUUCAUUCCACUCCAAAAAAGUAUGUACUCUGUUCUAUUGGGCAGUCCAUGCCUGCGCCUAAAUGAAAUGUACA